AUGGACAAGGUUGCUGCAGUACAAGGAGCAUUAGAUAGCUUGAUAUGGGACAGCACACCAGGCCCCAGUCCAGGCAGCGGCGACAGCACAGCAGCUGCAACCGCAUCACCAACUGCGGCCGCGUCCCCGCCGGCCCCGGUCCGCGGCCGCUACGCCCCCGACGACCGCGGCGCCCUACUGGAGCGCCUCCGCACCUACCGCCCCGCCACGUGGUUCGCCAAGCCGCCCGCCCUCGCGCCCGCGGCGUGCGCGCUGCUGGGGUGGCGCAACGUCGCCCCGGACCGCUUGUCUUGCGAGUUUUGUGGCGCCAAGAUCGCAGCAAAGCUCCCGCCCGCCACCGCUGCCGCGCGCGGGGCCGCGGCCGCCAAGUUCGCGGCGCUCCUGCUGGAGAACCACUCCGAGCUCUGCCCCUGGCGCGCGCGGCCGUCGCCGCGGGGGCUGCUGUCGUUCCCGCCGGCGCCCGCGGUGCGGCUGCGCGGGGAUUUCGCCCGCCGCGCGGCGGGGCUGCGGCGGGCGGAGCGGCUGCCAGACCUGAGCGCGGCCGCGCUGCGGCGGCUGGCGGCCGCAGCAGGCAGCGGCGACGGCGGCGGCGGGGGCAGCGGCGGCGCGGGGGUUGCGGCGCUGGCGGCUCUGCUCGGGGUGUCAGAGGAGCGGCUCGCGCGGCUGGCGCGGCCGCCGGAGGCCGCGCCCGGCGGCAGGGGCGGCGGCGGGGGCGGGGCCUGGGUGCUGCAGGCCGGCGGCGCGGCUGACUUGUUGGCCUUGCUCGGGUGGGAGCUGCAGGCAGCCUCGCAGGCAGCCAGCGGCGGCGGCGGCGGCGGUGGCGGCGGUGGCGGCGGUGGCGGCGAUGCGGUCUCUCCAGCUGCGGUCAAGGGCGGCGCGCUGCGCUGCGCGACGUGCGGCGCCGGCUGCGGGCUGGCGCCGCCGGGCGCCGGCGGCAAGCGGGCGCGGCUGGCGCGGCUCGCGGCGGC
Monoraphidium neglectum is the source of this 968-nucleotide messenger RNA. RefSeq lists its product as hypothetical. The record is from RefSeq and is a predicted model, not a curated record. The transcript has a single exon. Gene Ontology annotation, molecular function: zinc ion binding. The annotation marks the transcript as partial. Gene Ontology annotation, cellular component: nucleus. Lineage: Eukaryota; Viridiplantae; Chlorophyta; Chlorophyceae; Sphaeropleales; Selenastraceae.